CGGAAGUGAACCCGGAGCGGAAGUCAAAAUGGAGGGGGCGAGCGGUGCCGCUCUGUAGGCCGCUUUCUCAUUCCCCCCCCCUUCUCUUUUUCUCUUCUGGAAACGCUCCGCUUUGUAGGGCUUUGUAGCUUACUAGGGCCAUGGCAAACCGGACGGUAAAAGACGCGCACAGCAUCCACGGCACUAACCCACAAUAUCUGGUGGAGAAGAUCAUUCGCACUCGCAUCUACGAGUCCAAGUACUGGAAGGAAGAAUGCUUCGGACUCACAGCUGAAUUGGUUGUAGAUAAAGCUAUGGAACUGAGAUACACUGGUGGAGUUUAUGGUGGAAAUAUAAAGCCUACACCAUUCUUGUGCUUGACUCUGAAGAUGCUGCAGAUUCAGCCUGAAAAAGACAUUAUUGUUGAAUUUAUAAAGAAUGAAGACUUCAAAUAUGUGAGAUUACUAGGUGCAUUAUAUAUGAGACUGACUGGGACUGCCAUAGACUGCUACAAAUACCUUGAACCUUUAUACAAUGAUUAUCGAAAAAUAAAAAGCCAAAAUAGAAAUGGAGAGUUUGAGCUCAUGCACGUUGAUGAGUUUAUUGAUCAACUGCUUCAUGACGAGCGUGUCUGUGAUAUCAUUUUACCUAGACUACAGAAAAGAUAUGUUCUAGAAGAAGCUGAACAGCUGGAAACACGGAUCAGUGCUUUGGAAGAGGAUAUGGAUGAUGUAGAGUCUAGUGAGGAUGAGGAAGAAGAGGAUGAAAAGCUGGAUAGAGCCCCUUCCCCUGAUCACAGAAGAAGAGGAUAUAGGGAUUUAGACAAACCUCGUAGAUCUCCAACACUGCGCUACAGAAGAAGUCGAAGUAGAUCUCCUAGAAGGCGAAGCCGAUCUCCAAAGAGGAGAAGUCCUUCGCCACGGCGGGAAAGACAUCGCAGCAAGAGCCCAAGGAGGCACCGAAGUAGAUCUAGAGAAAGACGCCACAGAUCAAGAUCUAAAUCUCCAGGGCACCAUCGUAGCCACAGACAUCGUAGUCAUUCCAAGUCUCCAGAAAGAUCUAAAAAGAGCCAUAAGAAAAGUCGUCGGGGAAAUGAAUAACCUUUACCUGUUUCAUGAAUUAGAAGCUUUUUGUUUGUUUAUUUGGUAGAGGAGUUCACUUGAUAGAUAGAUGCUCCUCUAGCAGCUCAAUUUUUUUUUUUGCAUUCAGAGUUUCUUGGGCAGUAUAAGCCUUGCUAAAGUUCAAAGUGAGCAUAUACAUAGUGGAUUCAUCCCUAUAGCCCUGUAUGCACCAGCCUUAGUCUGUCUCCUUACAUUUCUGAACUCAUUUGGUUUAAUUACAGAUUUUUAAAAAAAUCUCUAUAUUUAUGAAUUAUAAUCAAGACAGUUCUUCUCACACUCAAAAUUCAUAGCUCUUCCCUUCAGAUUUUCUAGGCAACAUUAAGGUUGUAAUAUGUAGUCACAGGGUCACUGAGGAUAAUCUACUCUAGGGGAUCCAACUUAGCAACUUUUAAGAAUUGUGGACUUCAAGUCCCAGAAUUCCCUAGCCAGCAUGUCCACAGAUCUUAUAAGUUGCAAAGUUUGGACACCCCUGGUCUAGUCCAUCUUUUCCCAUUUUGAAUUCUUUAUUCAUUGCCCUGUUUGAUAUCUUUAACUAAAAUGGACAUCCUUUCAAUGUAUUUUCUGAUCACCUCUGUUUUUUUACAACAAUUGUAAAUGUGAAGCAGGAAGAAAGUUUGUCUUGUAAUUUCUUUAUUAAAAAAAAUUGGUACACAAGUAUGUCUCUUUUUUAAAAAUUCUUUUUUCUUGGAAUGACUUAUUCAGGACUGAUUUAAAUUACAAAUACUUGUAAAAUGAAGGUAAUUGUUCUGAACAUAAUCACUGUUAAUACAUAAUAAACAGGAGAGUGCAAAUAUUUGAUUCAGUUCAAAAACAGUCCAAUUGCGUUACUGAAAUCAAAUUAGAGAUCUGUGAAAGUUUCAACUUUUGUGUAUGUACAAGUUUUUCCAAGUUGAUUUGGAUUUAUUUCUAAUCUGAAUUGCAAAUCUGAUUCAAACCAAUUUGAACUGUGCUUGACAUGUCUAUUCCUAGAAUAGCAAUACUUAUGACACAGCUACACAUAUUUAUUAAAAUGGGAAUACCACUCAGUUGGGAUUAUUUUCCAAUGAGUGGGAAUAAGAUUGCAGGCUUGAAAAUAUGGGCAAGUUUAGUGUUAUAUUUUUCACUAAGUUACUAAAAGUAUUUGAACAUAAUUUCAAUGCCUGGAGUUUGCUUGAGAUACCAUGUAUAUUUAAUUCAAUAGAGCAUCAAGAUUUUCAUGCUGGUACAUUUAGGUAUACUUCCAUAAAUCAGUCCAAGACUUAAGGUGGUACUACCAUUCCAGAAAUGCUUGAUUUAAUGAAAAUGGCCCUGUUUUGUUCUUCACUUGCUUCUUUGAGUAACAGGCAACUGACAUAUAUCAGACAUGUAGAGCUAUGUACCAGAAGUUACAUGAAGGAAGGAUAAGUCUGAAUGUGUGUGCUGUCACAAAUAGAGUUCAAUGAGUUAAAAUGGCAACACUUCACAGGCAUACGAGGCUUCUU
Protobothrops mucrosquamatus (brown spotted pit viper) is the source of this 2560-nucleotide messenger RNA. RefSeq names its product pre-mRNA processing factor 38A (gene PRPF38A). The record is from RefSeq and is a predicted model, not a curated record. The transcript has 10 exons. Lineage: Eukaryota; Metazoa; Chordata; Lepidosauria; Squamata; Viperidae. Gene Ontology annotation, cellular component: precatalytic spliceosome. Bases 141 to 1079 code for a protein of 312 amino acids.